This is a messenger RNA of Filobasidium floriforme, 2591 nucleotides long. Its product is annotated as Pkinase-domain-containing protein. The record is from RefSeq and is a predicted model, not a curated record. Gene Ontology annotation, cellular component: cytoplasm. Bases 148 to 2499 code for a protein of 783 amino acids. Gene Ontology annotation, molecular function: ATP binding; protein serine/threonine kinase activity. NCBI's taxonomy places the organism in Eukaryota, Fungi, Basidiomycota, Tremellomycetes, Filobasidiales, Filobasidiaceae. The transcript has 8 exons. Gene Ontology annotation, biological process: intracellular signal transduction; protein phosphorylation.
AGCUAGCUAUCACGCUCACCUCCGUCGACCGACCUCGCCUAGCCUGCAUGCUAUCAGUCAUCAACCAAACCAUCUACCUUUGACCACCUUGAUCACCUCGAUCACCCACACUCCCUUCUGCCAGUAAACAGACAUCGACGAGAUAUCAUGCCCGACGCUACCAGACCAGCUCCUCCUAGACCCCGCCCCAUCCCGGUCCAUCCGACCCGCCCACCCCCUUCCCUUCCCGCAGGUCAAGGACAAGGCUCGUCGAGCCAUCAUGAACAGCAAGGACAAGGUAGAAGUGCGAAUGGAGGUACGAGUGGACCACCACCGAGGAGAGGGUCGGGGGAUCAUAGGCCGCCGGCAAAGACGAUUAGGAUCGGGCAGUACGAGUUGGGCGCGACGUUGGGUGUAGGGAGUUUCGGCAAGGUUAAACUGGCCACGCACUCGAUGACGGGCCACAAGGUCGCCAUGAAGAUCAUCAACCGCCGCAAGAUCCAACACAUGGACAUGACCUCCCGCGUAAAACGUGAAAUCCAAUACCUCAAAGUCCUACGACAUCCUCACAUCAUCAAGCUUUACGAGGUCAUCACCACGUCCACGGACAUUAUCAUGGUGAUAGAAUAUGCCGGGCAAGAGUUGUUCGAGUAUAUAGUGAACAAGGGACGGAUGGAGGAACAUGAGGCAAGGAGGUUUUUCCAGCAGAUCAUCUGUGCCAUUGAGUAUUGUCAUCGGCACAAGAUCGUCCAUAGGGAUCUGAAGCCGGAAAACCUCUUACUGGACGACUACCUCAACGUCAAGAUCGGUGAUUUCGGACUGAGCAAUAUCAUGACCGAUGGGGACUUCCUGAAGACGAGCUGUGGGAGUCCGAAUUACGCGGCGCCAGAGGUCAUCAGCGGGAAACUCUACGCAGGUCCAGAGAUCGACAUCUGGUCAUGUGGCGUCAUCCUUUACGUCAUGCUCUGCGGCCGCCUUCCCUUUGACGACGAGUACAUCCCCAAGCUCUUUCAGAAGAUCAACGGCGGGAUCUAUCACCUCCCCUCCCACCUCUCGGAAGACGCCAGGGCGUUGUUGAAGAGCAUGCUCGUCGUCGAUCCGGUCAAGAGGAUCACGACGGCGGGGAUAAGACAGUCGGCUUGGUUCCAGAGGGAUCUGCCGCAGUACCUGCAACCUCUACCGCAGACGCCCGGGUUGGAACGGCCCGGACAGGGUGGGGGGCAGGGGGAAGACGCCUCGGGCUUGUUGGGUCAGGGAGGAAGCGGAGUUGCCAGUACGGUCGAUGGGACCACCUCUGCUCCGGACGACCAGGUGUCCAAAGCGGAUGCGGAUACCCAGAAUCAAGGCCUGGUCUACGUCCCCGACCUCGGAGUGGUCGAGCCGAGGAUCGUGGACGAGUUGUGUGAAAAGAUGGCCGGGUUCGAUAGGAAUAGCAUCUGGGACGCUUUGAAGAGGGAAGGGGAUAACCAGAUCAAGGUGGCUUAUCAGUUGGUCAGGGAUCAUAAGCGCAUGUUGCAGGAUACCACGGAUAUGCGUCACGAUAAUGAACAUGUGAUGGAGAGUUUCUUGGCAUCAUCACCACCACCCUGGAAUGCCGGUCUGGAGAGCCUCCAGCAAGGCGUCAACCGAUCCACAUCGAUCAAGAAUCGAGCGACGCCCAAGGGCUCAAACGAGGACGAGUCGUGGGACGAAGAGGAGGACAUGGAGAUGGAGGAUAUCCCGGAUUCGAACUUUCAGAUCUUGGAUAGCAGUCUGCAUGGCAAAUUCGAUGAAAACGGCGAGCCGUUCCCACCUUACGACGUACCUCACUUGCAAUCCCAAUCAUUGACCUCGCAAGAAGACGCCGUCAGGGCCGCCCACCAGGCAGUCGCUGCACAACGUAUAUCCGGUCGUGCGACCAAGUCGAGCAAGGGGAAAUGGCAUUUCGGGAUCCGAUCUCGAUCUCCACCUAUCGAGGUCAUGCACGAGAUCUACAAUACGCUACAAGUGCUGGGCAUGCAGUGGAAGCGGAAACAGUGCUUUGACGGACCGUGGGACCAGGACGGAAGACCAAUCAGGGAGACGCCGCCCGGGAUGACGCGCGAGCAGAGGCAAAAGGAAAAGACCAACGAGGAAAAGCAGAAUCAGUCAUUGUUCUUUGUCGAGACAAGGUGCAAGAUCGACAACGUCGUCAUCCGUAUGGACCUUCAACUUUACCGCGUAGAUGGAAGCAAUUACCUGGUCGACUUUCGGAACGUCGGAUAUUACCGCAGCAACAACGAUCCGGACGACUAUUCGUUGUACCGACGCUCCUCGAACGCGACCGACUAUACCGUCGCCGAAUCGCUCGAGAGCCGGAGAUCGAGCGCGGAGGGGAUCGGCGCCGCCACGUCUCCCGUCAGGCGGGAAAUCAACAGCAACAUGAACGCCGGUGUGGGCGGGGUCAGCGAGACGAUCGAAGGCAAGAUCAAAGAGGUCUGCAGCCCAUUCUUGUUCUUGGAAGUCGCAUGCCGCUUGAUCGUCGAGUUGGCGUCUGCAUAGUCUUUUGAAGAGAGGGAGGAAUCGGGUUGUAUGUAUGAUGUACGAGAUUCAUGAAACGUUGUAUACAAAUGGAAUCGAGCUCCAAAGGAAAC